Molecule: messenger RNA, 237 nt
Organism: Laetiporus sulphureus 93-53
Lineage: Eukaryota; Fungi; Basidiomycota; Agaricomycetes; Polyporales; Laetiporaceae
Exons: 1
Biological process (GO): protein phosphorylation
Molecular function (GO): protein kinase activity; ATP binding
Source: RefSeq, a predicted model, not a curated record
CAUUUCGCGCUCUGGAUGAAGGGCUUUGAACACACGGACAUCAGUAUUGACAACCUGCUCUAUAACCCCAUCACUCGAAAAGGUGUUUUGAAUGUUUUCGAUUUGGCUACGAUCCGCGUGGAUGGUAAGAACCAGGCGACAGGGCAGAAACGGACUGGCACCAUCCCCUUCAUGGCGAUGGAUCUCCUCUCAAGCGAGUAUUUCCGUGGAGAGGUCGUGCGCCUGUACCGCCACGAU